This is a messenger RNA of Triticum dicoccoides, 1142 nucleotides long. Its product is annotated as general transcription factor IIF subunit 2-like. NCBI's taxonomy places the organism in Eukaryota, Viridiplantae, Streptophyta, Magnoliopsida, Poales, Poaceae. The coding region runs from base 94 to 876 and encodes 260 amino acids. The record is from RefSeq and is a predicted model, not a curated record. Gene Ontology annotation, cellular component: transcription factor TFIIF complex. The transcript is spliced from 6 exons. Gene Ontology annotation, biological process: transcription by RNA polymerase II; transcription initiation at RNA polymerase II promoter.
GACGCGCCUCGAUUCCCGGCACACGAGCCGGCGAGCCGCGCAGCCUUCGACUCCGAGGGGAACCGCUCACAGGAGCACCACCGACCCGCGGACAUGGCCGAGGAGGGGAAGCACCUGGAGACGGGCCGGGCCGACCGCUCCGUCUGGCUCAUGAAGUGCCCGACCAUCGUCUCGCGCGCCUGGCAGGAGGCCGCCGCCGAUGCCGGAGGCCCCAACCCUAACCCUAACCCCGUCGUCGCCAAGGUCAUCCUCUCCUUCGACCCGCUCAGCACGGACGAGGACCUGAACCAGUUCAAGAUGGAGAUGGCUCAAACUGGCAAUGGCAACACACCGAAGAAUUACUCUUUAAAUAUGUUCAAGGAUUUUGUGCCAAUGUGUGUUUUCUCUGAGUCUAACCAAGGGAAGCUUGCAUGCGAAGGAAAAGUCGAGCACAAAUUUGACAUGGAACCGCACAAAGAAAACCUUUCAGACUAUGCAAAAUUAUGCCGUGAGAGGACUAAAAAUUCUAUGAUUAAAACAAGAAAAGUGCAUGUACUUGACAAGGAGCAUGUGAACGUGCGCACAAUGAUUAGCAUGAUUGGUGGCGGGCCUCAUUCUGGUCCAAAGGACAAGAAGAAGCCGGUGCCAACCAGAACUCCUGAAGUGAAAAGAACACGAAGGGAUCGUGGGGAUAUUGAAAACAUCCUAUUCAAGUUAUUUGAGAGGCAGUCGAAUUGGUCACUGAGGCAUCUAAUGCAGGAAACUGAUCAACCAGAGCAAUUCCUGAAGGAGAUAAUGAACGAUCUUUGCGUCUACAACAAGAGAGGACCGAAUCAAGGGACGCAUGAGCUCAAGCCUGAGUACAAGAAGUCUGUUGAGGACACUAGCGCGACCUGAAGUCUAUAUCAUCUCUUAUGAUAUGACCUGAGAGCUAGAGGCUCAUAUGCUCUGGUAAGUUGAAUGUGGGUCAUCGACAGAUUCCGAGUCCUGCCUGUUAAUUGCUGAUGAAUCGCCUGUGCUUCAUCUGGUUGUUCUUCGCAAAAGUAGCUUUUUAUGCCGCAUAAUCCUCGAGAUAUCUUCUUAUACCACGGUUUGCUGUAUCAAAGAUCCUGAGUUUUCAGCAUCUUGUGUCCCGAAGGUAAAGUUGUUGAUGUUUCUGUGUA